CCCAGCGCGCUCGCGCACACACUCAGGAGAUCAAAUCGCACUAACCAAAGUCCCACCGAUUCUUUCCUAGAGACACGGAAACGCAAUAAACUGAUCCAUAAAUCAUGAGCCUGUUUUUGUUUUUCCUAAUUCUGGCGUUUUGCAGAGAUGCCGUUCAAGUGCAUCGCAGUGCGCUAAAUGAUUUCCAGCGUUCUGAAGGAAGAGAGCUGGUACCACGGAAAGUUGAUCGUGUCACUCUGCUCCCUGGCAUUACACUGGAGGAAUGUGCCAAACGCUGCUCAGAGAGCCUCGACUGCAGGGCUUUCAAUUAUGUCUUUCGUCCAUCUGUGAUCUGUAAGCACUUGCCCUGGGUGGGCAACACAGUUAAUGCAGAGGUGAAGAGAAACGUCAACUGUGACCUGUAUGAGAUGAAAGUUUAUGUCAGGAAGUGCAUUAUCGGUAAUGGAGAAGACUAUCGGGGAGAUGUGUCUAAGACCAUGACGGGGCGGACAUGUCAACAGUGGUGGUCAAAGUUUCCUCAUGAUCACAGAUAUACUCCUUCCUCCACUAACGGCUUGGAGCUAAAUUUCUGUCGUAAUCCAGAUGGAGACAACAUUGGACCCUGGUGCUACACCACAGACCCCGAGCGCAGAUAUGAAAGCUGUAAUAUCCCACAGUGUAAAGACGAGGUGUGUAUCACCUGUAAUGGAGAGGACUACAGGGGUCAGGUUGAUCGCACAGUGAGUGGAAGAGAAUGCCAGAGAUGGGACCAGCAACAUCCACAUCAACACAUCUACCAACCAGAAAAAUACCCUGACAAGAGCCUGGAUGAUAAUUACUGCCGGAACCCUGACGCUUCCCCCGUGCCCUGGUGUUACACCACUGACCCGGAGGUAGAGAGAGAGCGCUGUGACAUCCGCAAGUGCGCGGAGAUUCAAAAACGGCAUUCCCGCUCCAGCUACACCACAAAGUGCUUUCGGGGCCGUGGGGAGGAUUACAGAGGCAAAGUGAACGAGACGACUUCAGGCAUCCCGUGUCAGCGCUGGGAUGCACAGUUCCCCCAUGAGCACCCAUUUUACCCACACACUUAUGAGUGCAAGGGACUGGAAGAAAACUACUGCCGUAACCCAGAUGGUUCUGAGGCUCCCUGGUGCUUCACAUCCAGGGCUGAGAUGAGGACGGCCCUCUGUUUACAGAUCAAACGCUGUGCUGAUGACAUUGAGGCUGAAGAUUGCUAUAACGGAAACGGAAAAAAUUACAGAGGAACUGUUCGCAAAACACGGAAGGGUAUCCUUUGUCAGAACUGGAGUGUUAACACACCACAUAAAAAUAAGAUUAACCCAAGGACACAUCCAGAGGCCAAUCUGACAGAGAACUACUGCAGGAACCCAGAUGCAGAUCUGCACGGACCCUGGUGCUACACUACCGACCCCAAAACUGAAUUUGAUUACUGUGCGAUUAAGCAGUGUGCAGGGGAGGAUCCACCUAUCAUAACGCCACCCGAGGGUGUAGUGUUUAAUGAAUGUGGGAAGCGUGAUGACCGGAUGGCGAGAAGCAAGCUGAGGAUCGUUGGUGGCACGCCAGGAAAUUCUCCAUGGACAAUCAGCCUAAGAGACAGGAAAGGAAAGCAUUUUUGUGGAGGAUCACUGGUGAACUCAAAAUGGGUGAUUAGCACUAAGCAGUGUUUCUCCUCAUGCAGUUAUGUGGACCUCACAGGUUAUACUGCAAUCAUGGGCACCGUGUUCCAGCAGCCAAAGGAAGGAGAACCCGGCACACAGUCAAUUGCUCUGAACAAAAUUGUCUGUGGACCUUCAGAGUCGCAUCUAGUCCUGCUACAGCUAGAAACUCCUGCAGAGUUUAAUGAACGUGUGUCUCAAAUAUGUCUUCCGCCUGAGCGCUACAUCGUUCCAGACGGAACUACCUGUGAGAUUGCUGGUUGGGGGGAAACCAAAGGAACAGGGGAUGAAACAGUGCUAAAUGUUGCUCGGAUGCAAGUGCAGAGCAACAGCGAAUGUAACAAAUACUUCAAAGGGCGUGUGAAACAGAACGAAAUGUGCACUACGUCUUUUUAUGGUGGAGUGGGAGCUUGUGAGAAAGACUAUGGAGGCCCUCUGGCUUGUGAGAACAGUGACUGCUGGGUCUUAGAGGGAGUCAUCAUCCCUAUGCGUCGCUGUGGCCACCUAGGCCAACCCAAUAUCUUUAUCCGUGUAUCAAUGUAUGUAGACUGGAUCAAGAAAGUCAUGGAGAUGGCAUAGCUGGCACUAAUCACUCAUCCUGCGUUACAGUUUAUUCAGUGUUAGCAUUUGCAAACAGCCGGAAAAGGAUAUCGUCUCUGCUCAACUCAAGUCAAUUCAACAUUACAUGUAAUCUUCAGAAAGAAGAAAUUAUUAUAUGAGUAUUAAAUGUCUGCUAUACAAGUUAUACUCAAGUUUAUUUUACUAAAUAUUUUUAUGAAUGUACUUAUAUCCAUGUAUUGGAACAACAAAGGCAAUGCUAUUAUUUUUGCAAUACACUGAAUACAUUUGGGUUUGAGCUCAAAGAUGAAUAUGAGAUUACAGAUCAUAUUUUCAGCUUUCAUUUCCUAAUAUUUACAUCUAGAUGUGUUAAACAACUGACAACAUGGUGUCUUCAAAAAGUAUUGGUUGUUUGUUUUGUGACGUUUCUCCUUUCAACUCCUCCUUAUGAGUUGAAAUGUUGCUCAAUUGGGUUAAGGUCUGGUAAUUGACAGUCUAAAACCUUAUAAUUUUUCCCCCUGAUGAAGUCCUGUAUUGUGUUUUGGAUCACUUUCCUGCUGCAUGAUGGAGCUCCUUCUACUUUUGGGUUGGAUGCAUUUCUCUGUAGAUUGGCAGACUCAAUGUUUCUGUAAAGUUCUGAAUUCAGUCUGCUGUUAUCAUGAGUUACAUCAUCAAUAAAGAUUAGUGAGUCUGUUCCAGAAGCAGCCAUGCAAUCCCAAGACAUGACGAUAUCUACACUGGGCUUGACUGAUAAGCUUGUAUGUUUUGCAAAUUUUGUGUUAAUCAGUGAGUUUUUUCUUUUUCAGUACACACCAAACUAUUGUACUGGCUAUGCCCAAUACUUGUGUAAUACCUCUGAUUGAUUUUCUCUUUUUCUUAGCUUGUAAAUGUUUUGCUUUUCUCCCAUAUACAGCUCCAGUGUUGUAUAAUAAACCAGUGUUUUAUAUGUUCUAAUAUCUUUGAGGACUUGAAAAAUGGGGUUUAAACAAAUGAUGCCAUGUUCUAAAUUGUUUAACACAACUACAGUAUAUGUAAAUAUCAGGAAAUUAAUCUGAAAUACCGAUCUAUCAUCUCAGAUGCAUCUCGUAAAACCCAAAUGUCUUCAGUGUAUAGCAAAACACAAAUAAUUAAUCACCAAUAAAUCGUGUUGUUCUAAUACUUUUGCAGAGAACUGUAUAUGCUGUAUAAGUCAUGCUUAUCUGCUCAUCUAAACAUACAUCUGUAAAGUAGAUUUUCACUUGCCAAAACUUAUUUAUCCUUUAUUUCGUAACCUUUAAAAAUAGUCCUGAGAAAUUUCAGGAACACUUCACUUUGUAGCUUUUGUUGCAGCAACUGCUAAAGUUAUCUUAAUAAAAAAAAGCUUCAGUUUUCA
This is a messenger RNA of Tachysurus fulvidraco (yellow catfish), 3585 nucleotides long. It is a transcript of the gene mst1, whose product is annotated as macrophage stimulating 1. Gene Ontology annotation, biological process: proteolysis; regulation of receptor signaling pathway via JAK-STAT. NCBI's taxonomy places the organism in Eukaryota, Metazoa, Chordata, Actinopteri, Siluriformes, Bagridae. Gene Ontology annotation, molecular function: serine-type endopeptidase activity; receptor tyrosine kinase binding. The record is from RefSeq and is a predicted model, not a curated record. The coding region runs from base 105 to 2234 and encodes 709 amino acids. The transcript has 18 exons.